GUGUGUAUUCGUUAGAAAGUGAUAGUUUAAUACUCAACGCAUCAGUGACCGUGUGGGCAAACCUGGAACUCAACAGGAUCAGGAAUAAAGAGCCAGACUUCUGUCACUCAACAGUAUAACCCAAAAGGUCAGUGUAAUCACCUUGUUCCGGCGAAACUGAGCAUUGGUAUAGCUGCAUUACAACCAGCAGGCACUAUUAAGGACUAAGGAACGGUCAGUUCCUUAAACAAACAUCAAAACAAAUACCAUAUGUUACAGAAACAAUAGCAAUAAAUCGCCGCAUCAUCAAACGCACGAACGUGACCUUCAUUCAGGCACGCGCUGUCAGCACGUUCGUCGCACUCAUCAUCAAAUUAUCGAACAACGCGAUAAAAACCGUGAACUGCAAACGUGCUGACACAACAAAUUCCAUUGCCCACAAGAAUUGCCGUGCUAAGGGCUAAAUAUCUAACCCAUUGACAUAGACCGAAAAAACUGGUCGUCAAUAACUGAGAAAGACAACAUCUGUUGGCCCUAAGCGAGGAGGAGCGGACGUCACACUCAACGAGCGAAACAUCAGGACCAAUCACACCUCUGGUUCUACACACGACGUGCGUGCUACGCUACCACAUACCGACCACUGCAGGACAUCGGCGGAACGUCGGAAAAUAAGAACAACACAUUACUAACAUAGAAUAGUAUUAACUAAACAUACAAUUGUAAACAGUAAGAAUAACAUACUAACACGUAACUUGUAAACAAAAAUAUAUAGGUUUUUAACAAAACAUUCUGUAGAAUAUAGAAACACACACAAAACUUACAAUAACAACAAUGUCUACUGCCAGCAGCUCACGUGGCAAACGCUCAGCAGUUGUUGUGGUAACAUCACCGUCACCCGUCAGAAAAACGGGAGCGAGCCUUCCACAGUCCGGGGUAGCAUCGUCACUGACUCCGCAGAAGUCUGACCGUCUGAUGGCCACGUCUAUGAGCGAAGGAUCCACCACCUGCUCACCUUCCUCUAAAUCUCAAGCUGCGGAGGCCAUUCAAAGGGUGGAAACAUGGGAGCAAGCUGAAAUCCUCACGGAUGACGAGGCCUGGGACUUCAGAUCUCAGGAUAAGUCAGAAACGCAGGGAAGGAACAGCAUGUUGCCCGGAGAUGGACGGCGCUCGGGCAUCGCAAUGGAUAUGGCAAACAAAUAUGCCAAUGAACUGCUUCAGCGAGGAAAAACGGCUUUGGAAUCUGCCGGGAAUAUGAAGCGGGAAUUCAAGUUAACAGCUAUACAAUGUCUUCAGUCCCUGUACGAGACCUGUCUCGCCCUUUCAGACUCCCGGUCACGGCAUAUGUUGAGCCUGGAGAGGGAGAGGUCACGUCAUGCUAGGGAAAUUGUUGCCAUCGAAAGGGCCCAUAGCAAGAAAAUUGCUGAGGUAACCAAAAACCUAACCUCAGAAGUAGCAUCGGCACGAAACGAUUUAACGGCGAACCUCGAGCAGACAAAGGCCAUUCGUUCUUGGCUAGGCUACGAGACGUUGGAACCGUACAAGAGGAUAGAAGACAUACUCAAAUCCACUUCAGAAAUAAAAGCGACCGUUGCUAAGUGGAACCUCUCUCGAGACUUGCCUACCAAAACUCUGACAGAAGCAGAACUCCAGCCUCUGAAAGAACAGCAGACCAGGUUGCUUCAAACAGUACAGACAUUGUCUCAGCAACUGGAUGAACUGCGCAGAGGUCAACAUAAAACUCUAGAAAACACAACCACUCUCCAAACAAUGAGUCAGGAGAUACAGGUUAGGCUGAGUUCCCGUGAGCAUAGUGUCCCGACAGAAAUAACCACUGAGAAUCCUUCAUCGCAACACCAUCUUCCCCAACUUAAAAAUGACCUUCAGCCUAUCACCGAGCGACUGGAUGCAGUAUCAUCAGAACUGCGAACAAUGAGACAGCUUAAAGAGCGAACGCCUCCCCCACCUGCGCCAAGUGUGCGUACGGAAAUGGCAUUGGCAGACAUUGUCAGACAAAUCCGACAGCCCACAUACGCGCAUGUGGCAUCCAAACCAUCCGUUCCCAGACCAAACCACACCCUUAUCAUAAGUUCAACGGAUCCCAAAAACACAGGAGACAAUGUUAUUGAAAAGAUAAGGGUAGCUCUGGACUGCAAAAAGACAGGAGCAAAAGUGGAAAAGGUGAGAAAGGCAAAGAACCAGAAGGUUGUCAUAAGCUGCGGCACCAGAGAAGAUAUGAAGCUGGUGCAAUGCCAAGUCCAGAAAAAGGAUGAUCUCAAAGUUGAAAUAGCCAAAGCUAGCAACCCACUGCUCCGAAUAGCAGAUGUAUUGUCCUACCAU
Molecule: messenger RNA, 2316 nt
Organism: Spodoptera litura
Lineage: Eukaryota; Metazoa; Arthropoda; Insecta; Lepidoptera; Noctuidae
Source: RefSeq, a predicted model, not a curated record